UUAGGCGAUAUUUACAGUCACGCUCCAACAUGGCGCUGCACUGUAGUCGAACAUGCCGACAAUAUUUAUUACAUUUAGCCCACGACAAUGUUGAUUUUAGAUUACCGGAGAUAAAGUCGCUGUUGUCUAUUCUUGGGAAGCCGUUCGACCCAUCAGAGAACUUUAAAGAGAAGGUCGGCUUGUCUCCCUUCUGGCGAUUGAACGGCUUAUGUGAGGAUGACAUACGACACAUAAUGGGAAGAACUGUGUGUGCUAAAUCAGCUUUUGAAUUAUGGGGUCACGGAGGAACGACCGACGAACUGAAAUCAUCACUCCUAAAGUAUCCAGCAGAUAGCAUGUUGCCCUUUCUUCAAGAAAAAUCAACUUACAAAAUUAAUGUUUACACUUUCAACAAAACAUUAAUCAUGAAUGACAGAAUAAAGAAAAUUGAUGCAUUGGACUUCCUUCCUUUUAAAGGGAAAGUAAACCUGAAGGACGCAGAUCACGUGUUUUGCUUGCUAGAGGACUAUGGCACCGACCCCAACAACAUCCCUGAAGAGCCUUUGUAUGUGUACUUUGGCAGAUGGAUUGCAGAUGGCCAAAGAGACCUAAUCCGCUCUCACAGUGUGAAGAAGAGGCACUUCAUUGGGAACACCAGUAUGGAUGCAGGGCUAUCUUUCAUAAUGGCCAACCACGCCAGUGUCAAAAAGCAUGACCUUGUCUGUGACCCCUUCGUUGGAACAGGAAGCCUGUUGGUAGCAUGUUCCCAAUUUGGGGCUUACGUCUGUGGGACAGACAUUGAUUACAACACUAUCCACGGAAAAGGCAAAUCCAGCCGGAGGAACCAGAAGUGGAGGGGUCCAGAUGAGAACAUCCGGGCCAACCUUCGCCAGUACGGGACAGAGAGGCAGUAUGUGGACGUGCUGGUCUCGGAUGCAUCCAAACCCAUUUGGAGGAGCGUGAACCUAUUCGAUGCCAUCAUCACAGACCCUCCCUACGGUGUCCGGGAGUCCACACGGAGAACAGGCUCCCAUAAGGAUAUAAUCAGGCCUCCAGAGGACUACGGUGGGGAGAGCCAUGUGCCGGUGACCUUGGAGUAUCGCCUGAGUGACAUCUUCACUGACCUCUUAAACUUUGCAGCCCAUCAUUUAGUAAUGGGUGGCCGCUUAGUUUACUGGCUGCCAAUCUAUAGACCAGAGUACUGUGAGGAGAUGCUCCCCCUGCACCCCUGCCUGAGUCUCCUCAGCAACUGUGAGCAGGUUCUCUCCACCCACACGUCACGAAGGCUAAUCACCAUGGAGAAGACCAAAGAACUCGAGAAGGAGGAUGACCUGGCCCUCCUGACUGACCCGCGCUAUGGUCCGUACCAGGGGCUGGACUCCUUCAGAGAGAAGUACUUCAGCGGCGUCACCAAGAGGAAGGAAGAAGAGGCCAGGACACCAGCCGACGGAAUGGAGUAACCCUGUUUAGCAAUGUAGCAGAAGGUCCUGAUUUUACUACCGUUGCAUUUUUAUUUUUUAAUUUUUAAAUGAUGUUGUGUCCACGACUUAUUUCAAAUAAAUGUUUUUUUUAAUCGAU
Sardina pilchardus (European sardine) is the source of this 1557-nucleotide messenger RNA. RefSeq names its product tRNA methyltransferase 11 homolog (gene trmt11). Gene Ontology annotation, molecular function: methyltransferase activity; nucleic acid binding. The record is from RefSeq and is a predicted model, not a curated record. The coding region runs from base 30 to 1439 and encodes 469 amino acids. Gene Ontology annotation, biological process: methylation. Gene Ontology annotation, cellular component: cytoplasm. The transcript has 13 exons. NCBI's taxonomy places the organism in Eukaryota, Metazoa, Chordata, Actinopteri, Clupeiformes, Clupeidae.